Molecule: messenger RNA, 657 nt
Organism: Xiphophorus hellerii (green swordtail)
Lineage: Eukaryota; Metazoa; Chordata; Actinopteri; Cyprinodontiformes; Poeciliidae
Product: histone H2B 1/2-like
Exons: 1
Coding region: 33-407 (124 amino acids)
Cellular component (GO): nucleosome
Molecular function (GO): structural constituent of chromatin; DNA binding; protein heterodimerization activity
Source: RefSeq, a predicted model, not a curated record
CAUUCGUUGCUGUUUCCCAGGAACACAUCAGAAUGCCUGAACCCGCCAAGUCUGCGCCCAAGAAGGGCUCCAAGAAAGCCGUGACCAAGACGGCCGGAAAAGGAGGCAAGAAGAGGAGAAAGACCAGGAAGGAAAGCUACGCCAUCUACGUCUACAAGGUGCUGAAGCAGGUCCACCCCGAUACCGGCAUCUCGUCCAAGGCCAUGAGCAUCAUGAACUCGUUCGUCAACGACAUCUUUGAGCGCAUCGCCUCCGAGGCUUCCCGUCUGGCUCAUUACAACAAGCGCUCCACCAUCACCUCCAGGGAGAUCCAGACGGCCGUGCGCCUCCUGCUGCCCGGUGAGCUGGCCAAGCACGCCGUGUCUGAGGGCACCAAGGCGGUCACCAAAUACACCAGCUCCAAGUAAACCUGCUGUUUACCAUCUAAACCACAAAGGCCCUUUUUAGGGCCACACAAAUGCAACUAAGUGCAAGAAACUUGUACAUUAACUAUUCAUUAUCACAUUGCUUAAUUUCUUAAAUGCUCAUGUAAAAGGGAAUUACUACAUUGGUAUCCAUAAAAUCCUGUAAAGUACUUUUUGUAUUUCCUUUGUCAACUCAGGCUUUCUUAACUUGAAACAUUUGAAUAAGACUAGAAACAAAAUUAAUUUCAUCUAA